Melanotaenia boesemani (Boeseman's rainbowfish) is the source of this 4391-nucleotide messenger RNA. Its product is annotated as glucocorticoid modulatory element-binding protein 1-like. The coding region runs from base 491 to 1915 and encodes 474 amino acids. Gene Ontology annotation, biological process: positive regulation of transcription by RNA polymerase II. The record is from RefSeq and is a predicted model, not a curated record. The transcript is spliced from 10 exons. Lineage: Eukaryota; Metazoa; Chordata; Actinopteri; Atheriniformes; Melanotaeniidae. Gene Ontology annotation, molecular function: DNA-binding transcription activator activity, RNA polymerase II-specific; RNA polymerase II cis-regulatory region sequence-specific DNA binding. Gene Ontology annotation, cellular component: nucleus.
AUGAAAAUCAAUGCAAAAACUGCCAUCUGCUGGUGAAAUAUAGGCAACAACAAAAACACAGCACGCAGCCACUUUGAACAGCACUUCCAACAUGGCAAACUUACAUAAAGCCGCACAUAUUAUACAAUAUUAUGCACGCUAGGGAUAAACAUAAAGGGGUCCGUUGAUUGAAAAAAAAUCUAUAUUUUUUUUUUUUAUGUUUUAUAUAGAGAUUUGAGAACGGGUGUAUUGAAGCUUGACAUCAUUUCGUCUGCGUAAAUGUUAUACAGGCGCCCAAACCAAGCCGCGUAAGAGCAGUUUGACCGAUUUACAGAUCGCGUGCCAACAAACCGCUUCUCGUGACAGCGGGACAGAUGCUUCUCAGGCAAAUGCUGCGUUCACUGCAGGAAGUACAGCUCGGCAGCUCGGCGCAUGCUCUCGUGCCUAUUUAACAAGCGGAGGAUGCAUUAUUUCGUGCUGUAAAACGUUGGCAGCUCUGUGGGGACGGGUGAUGGCUGGUGCCGAGAUCACUGUGUCUUCAGGGCAACUCAUGAUGGUGAAGAAAGAGGAGGGGGAGUGCAGUGGCAACAACCAUAAGACUCAAGUCAUCCUGCAUCUGCAAAGGCUAAAUGAUGACAUUGCAGACACUGGCACAACCGUCCUAGCCAUUGAGACUCAUCAAGAUGACAGUCAAGCCGAGGGAGACGAGAUUGAGUAUGGCUACCCCAUCACAUGUGGAGACAGCAGGGCGGUGCUGCUGUUUAAGAAGUUUGUGUGCCCUGGAAUCAAUGCCAGAUGUGUCAAAUUUAAUGACCAGCUCAUCAGUCCUAAGCAGUUUGUACACCUGGCAGGAAAAGCCACUCUGAAGGACUGGAAGAGAGCCAUCAGACUGGGGGGGGUUAUGCUCAGGAAAAUGAUGGACUCUGGCCAGAUAGAUUUCUACCAGCAUGACUCCGUGUGCAGCAACACCUGCCGCAGCACUAAAUUCGAUGUGCUGAUCAACAGCACGCGACCUCCUCCGGGGACCGCGGUGCAGCCGAGCCUGUCGUGUCUGGCUCUCGACCCUGUUGGAGGACAGGUGCCUCCCUUGACAGGUGAUGUUCACAGUGCAGAAGUAGAGGAGCCCUCAGAGGAUAAGUUUAAUUCAUCAGCAGAGUGGAGUAAUGGUCGACCCCAGCUUGUAAAUCCCACAAUAGCCAAUGGACAUUCUGCCAAGCGAAAGAGGGCCGACACACCUGGUGGGGUACUGGGUCUGUGGAGGGCCGUAGCCGACUCGGGGCUCAUGGGGGAGGUCCUGUCCAGUCUUAAGACUGAAAUGUUAACCACUUUUCAAGGAGUUGAGCUUCGCAGUGAGAAGGCAAACCUGCAAGAGACGGAUGCCCUCGUACUUAAUUCCUUGUGUGAGAUGUUUGGGCUUUUAGACUCAGUGAAACAAGCUCUGGGCCUGAAGCACAGCCAGAAUGAAGAGAGCAGAAUCUAUAACAGUGUUUACGGGUUGGAUGAUAUCUUGGAGGAUCAGAGGAAGCAGAGUUGCUCUAAAAGCAGAUCUUACAAAACUUCAAACACCUUAAAACAUCUUCGACUUCAGCGUCAAAUGCAGUCAAACAGGCGUACCCAGAACUUCCUAACCUCCAUUAAGAGGAGCACAGUGAUCCACCCACUCUCUGUUACUGGUUUAUGCGCUGCAUCCUAUGACCAGCUCUUCCUGCAUUCUUCUGCCUUUACGGGCCAGCGUCAGCAUGCCAGAACUGGCAGGGCGGACAGAGAUGGCCAAAGUGGCACACCGAAGAGGGAUCAGGAUAUCAACCAAGAGAGGGUUCACCAGCCGAAACAGAAGGUCACCUCAGGGAUGAACAAAGACACUGGACAGAGGACAGUAAAGCUUCUGGGAGAGUCCCACAUUAGAAAUAAGAAGGUGGAGGAGACAGAAGACUGAGACGAUUAUGACAGAGAGAAAGACUUUAAAAAAAAAAGAGUGGGACAACGGAAUUCUGUGGGAUUAAAGAGGCAAUGUGCAAAAGACUAAAAGACACUAAAGAAAGUGUGGCAUAUUGUUUUGCUGGAGUGUGCUGUCAUGGUGCUUCGUCUGCAACAUUUUCAAGCAGGUGGUAUAUGACAAAUGACAGCCACACAAAGUCUGGGACUCAGGAAUACCAAGAAAAACUUUGCAUCGUAAGAAGAUGGUUGCUUUCACUGACCUUUCCUGGCUGUGCUUGUAAUAGUCUGGCUGCCUGGUGUAUAAACAACAGUUGGUGGAGUUGUUGUUACAGCAGGGUUACAGUCGCAGAUCCAAGCUGUGCUCGGUUUGCCUCCAAAGUUACACUGGGACACAAACCCACAGAAGUUUUAUUAAAGCAGCUAUCAUCUCACAGGGCAGCCAUGUUGGAUUUUGAGAGGAUGGUUAGUGAAACUCCUGCAACUUUCUGAGUUGUGAGUCCAGUUUAGUGGAGCAUCUCAGUUGAUUUUAACAACUGGGAUCUCAGAAGUUCCAGCUUCCCUGUUAAAUUGGAAUAGCACUGUCCUUGCAUAAUAAUAUGGUUUUAGAUACAUUUUUCUAACAUUUUAUCAACUUAAAAUAUAGAAGAACUCAAGUUGACCAGGUGUUUCAAUGAUUAAUCUAUCAGACAUUUAAUCUGUUUUCUAAUCCAUCCUUUGUGUUGUGGUUUGUAAAAUUUACAGUUUUGCAGUAUGAACAUGUGACUUUGAGCUUUGAGGAUUUACUACAGACACUAUUUGUUAGUAUUUUUAAAAUAACUUUGUGUUUAUACCCUAACAACUAAGUGAGAUAAUCAAGCUGGCUAUGAAAAUGAUCACCAGCUGCAACACUAAAGCACAGACUUCUUUCUUGUCUUGUGGUGGCAGAGCUCUGUGUAAGUUUCUCUAAAUGUCAGGUUAAAGAGGUCUGAAAGGAGGAUGUCUGAUUCUAUCUUAAACUCUUUGAUAAUGACAUUUUAUUUUACCUAAGAGGUGCUGACCUCUUUAUCAAUUAAAAAAAUCAAGUAUUUAUAGCUUAAAUGUUCAUUUUGUAGGUUAAGAUUAUCAUUUCAAUGUUGGUAGGCUUUGACUUAAUUGUGCAUGAGACGAGCUUUAGAUCUGUGCACCAUGAACUCAUUACCUGAGGAAUAGAUUCUAUUUUUACAGUAUGAGAACAAUGUGUAAAAGUGACAGAACUGUUGCCUGUUGCUUUAUGCAGGAUAAUUUUUAUUUAUGUGCUACAUAUUAAAUUCUUUAUUAAGUGUUUAUUGUAUUAAAAUAUAAAAGGGAAUGAUAUGCUGUGAUCAAGUGUGAUUUCAAAAGGUCCCAAAGGUGUAAAAUGACCUUGUUAGUUAAUGAUUCUGUGUUUAAGCUCGUCUUUAAAGACUAACUUGACACUACUCAGAUUAUUGAUUGUUUUAAUGUCAGAUGGUUGAUGAAAUCGUAUGAUGUUGGUAGUCUUAUUGACAGCACAGACAGGAAGAAAAAUCAGUGUCGUUGGCCAAUAAAUUUCACACAUGGGUCAAUGUUAUUUGAAAUGUAUUAUUGGUUUUAAUCUGAGACAUUUAAUUAAUUUCCUCAUAUAGUCAGACUCUGUAACACUGUGAUGUUUCCUUGUAGUUCAACAGCAAAAACUCUUCAGGGGAGAAAACUGCUGCCCUCUGGGUUUAUCCUACAGCCAUGUUUGACUUCCAGUAUCAUGACAAUCACAAAUGUCAAUCAUUUCCUAUAAGACAGCUAAUGGAAAUUGUGUUUUUGUUUUGAAGCAGCUGUGAUUUCCUGUUCGUUUUAAGCGCCCUGCUGCAUGCACAGGCCAUGUGAUAGACAGUGAUGGGUUGCCUUUGAUAUCUUCUCUCAGAACUGGAAUGAUAUGUUUUUAUGAAUUCAUACACAACGCCGCCCGUGCAGAUGUAGCUGUUUGUUAGGGCUCAUGAGUGGCAGCCGAUGAAAUGUCUGAUAUGAUGACUGUGAUCACAGUGCAGCUCUCAACAUCAUCGCAGACACCUGUCCUGCUGUUGGAAUUGAACAGUACAACAUCCUGUUAGUGCUAAUUAAAGUAUCAUACAGUUGAACACAUUCCAGUCAAGAUGCUCCAUUUGUUUAAAUAAAUUGCUACCCUGUGCCUUGAAUACCAGGGCUAAAAAGUAUGUGCCAUGCAUCAGACAGGUGUAAUUACAGGUGUUAUCGUGACUUACGUUGUGCCCCUUUGGUUAAAUUGAAUAAUUUGCUGUGUGAUGCAUUGUUCACAUGUCAUUCAGGGCUAACAACAUUACAUUCUGCAGAGUGCACUCAUGUUGGAAGCAUUAUAGGUUUGUAUUUGGUUUCCUAUAAUUUAAUCCACAGCUUUAAUGUCCACACACAAAAACAAAAUGAACAAUGAAUUGCCUGCAUAAUGGCAUUUGGAUCCAAUUGAGUCCCAGAGCCACAGAUGAAUGUGU